Messenger RNA from Xenopus laevis (African clawed frog), 773 nucleotides. Its product is annotated as carcinoembryonic antigen-related cell adhesion molecule 3-like. Lineage: Eukaryota; Metazoa; Chordata; Amphibia; Anura; Pipidae. The transcript has 5 exons. The record is from RefSeq and is a predicted model, not a curated record. The coding region runs from base 96 to 773 and encodes 225 amino acids.
UUUGCUCAAUUGGCAGCCUCACCAACAAUUGGAUAUUUUAGUGAAUUGCCACCUUUAUUUAGUAAUGUGUCUCACCUUGUGCCAGAGUCUUCUGAAUGACUCUCAUUCCUUUCUCCCUUUCAGCUCUCUUCAGUGUCUGGAUAAAUCUGAUCCAUGGAAUCAAUAUUCAGCCAAUUCCUGAAUAUCCAGUGGUCAAUCAUCCUGUCACCCUCAGAGUUAUAGGGGUCAGUGGAACCAUUCUCUCUUUCUCCUGGUAUAGAAGUUCAUCUGUUGACAAUUCCUCAUUAAUCUUAACUUAUAAUUCAUCUUCUAAUGUGGUGACGCAAGGGCCAGAAUACUUCCCUCGAGCCAUUGCUUAUUCAGAUGGAUCAUUAAGCAUCUCGAUACUUUAUACUUCAGACCAGACAAAUUACACUGUACAAGUAAAAGCGGACAGUUUAACAAAGGACACUAUUUACCUGCGUUCUUAUGGUGUCUGUGUGGAUCCUCCAGUCGAUAACACUGUAGGCAUUUUGGCCGGAAUCAUUUGUGGUACCUUUGUGGGACUUGCAUUGAUCGCUUGUGUAACAUUUCUACUGUACACAAGGUAUAUCCUUCCAGUGAGACAAGCAAAUACAGCAGGGAAAUUUAAUAACAAACAAGAUACAUCUGCAACAUACGACAAUGUUAUCGAUGGAGGAGUGGGACAAAACAUCACGGUGGAAUCUGCAUACACGGGGCUGCAGCGUCAGCAAGAUAAUGCCUACUGUGACCUUAAAAUGGGAUAUAAGUAA